UUCAAAAUUAUAAUUGAGUUUUCUAUAAAAGCGGGUGCUGGUUUAGGAGUAACACCAUUCGAUUUGACGUUGUUGUAAGACAUACAAACACACAAAAUGAAAAGCUUCGCUCUCCUUUUGGUUUGCUUCCAAGCUUGCUUUGUGCAGAAUGUCUUCAGCCAAUGUCUAGGUACAGGCCCUUACGGUUAUGGACCAGGAAUUUUGGCUAAUGGACCUUGCACUGGACCAUAUGGACCUGAAGUCAUCGCUCCUGGCAUUGCACCCCUAGCUGGUCUCAUAGGCCCUGGACCUUAUGCUGGGUAUGGAUUAGGAGCUGAGCUAAUCGCUCCAGGAUUGACAGCAGCGUAUGGUGGAGCUGGUAUCGGGGAUGUAGCGGUCGUUGGCGAGAUGCCAGUCGCUGGCACCACCCUCGUCGCUGGGCAGGUGCCGAUCCUCGGCGCUGUGCGCUUCGCGGGCGAUCUGCCAGCCGCUGGCACUGUCACCAUCACUGGCAGCUGCGGGUGCGGGUGCAACCGCGGACCCUACUACUACUAAACAUAAAAUAAUUUAUUUUUUUAAAUCACAAUAAAACAUUGUUAUAAUAUUCAGAUACAACUAUUACUAAAUACUACAAUUGUUUUAAAAAAAUGGAUUAAUAAAGUUUAAGUAUUUGUUCUA
Messenger RNA from Maniola jurtina (meadow brown), 657 nucleotides. Its product is annotated as chorion class CA protein ERA.1-like. Gene Ontology annotation, molecular function: structural constituent of egg chorion. Gene Ontology annotation, biological process: multicellular organism development; chorion-containing eggshell formation. Gene Ontology annotation, cellular component: egg chorion. The transcript is spliced from 2 exons. The record is from RefSeq and is a predicted model, not a curated record. The coding region runs from base 97 to 534 and encodes 145 amino acids. NCBI's taxonomy places the organism in Eukaryota, Metazoa, Arthropoda, Insecta, Lepidoptera, Nymphalidae.